CCUUCGUCAGUUGUGUAUCAGGACUUCAAUGACAGUUUCUUGCAACGGCGCUACUGACGUCGGUUUGGCAUUGCAGGAAUGUGAUGGAGAAUUGUAGUCAAUGAAGCGUGACCAGGGACCUCCCUCACCCCGCCAAGUGAAACGCAUAAAAAGCAAGACAGGCCGGUAUUUUCUCAGUCUCAAAAAGGCAGAGGUGCACAGAGACCGGCGACAGAUAGAUCCGUGUCACACUUCAACCAUCCGAAGACCUGUAACAUGCAGAACAACAUGAAGUCUUGGCUGGGUGUGUUCACAUUCAUAUUUAGCAUGCUGGUCUGCAUAGGGACCUUUGCAGACGCUUACCCUUCCAGACCCGACAACCCCGGCGACGGUGCUUCUGCAGAGCAGGUGGCCAAGUAUUACACCGCACUGAGGCACUACCUCAACCUCAUUACAAGGCAGAGGUUUGGAAAGAGAUCCAACCCCGAAACACUAAUGAUGACUGAACUGAUGCUGAGAGAUAAUUCAGAAAACUUUCCCAAAUUUAGGUAUGAUGAACCUUCCAUGUGGUGAUGAAAAUCUGCAGUUUCUUUAAUGUGAACAUACAUUCCAGUCAACAGAUCAUUGCUUAGAAAAUGAAACAUUCUCACUAUUCUUAAAGAAGCCAAUGCAUGUCGCUAUCAUUUAAAUCUGUAAAAGUUUUCUUUUCCUGCAUCAUAUAUUCUAUAUAAAGUUUAUUUAAAUGAAUUGCAGGUGCAUUAAAUAUGUAAUGCAUUAUAAAGCUGAAAAAGAAAUUAUUCUUUGUAUGGUAAGGACAGGUUUGUGCCAUUAAAAUUCAGUAAUAAAACAAAACAAUCUAAAUGGAAAAUUGUACAAAGUUAUCAAACUAUAUGCCCCAGAUAUUUAAUCUAAUAUCAACAUUAUCUAUUAAUAGCACAUAUGAUCUCAGUGACUUGUUCUGUGUAUGAUAAGCAUUGCAAUUCUCUAUAAUCGAAUGACCACAACCUGUGUUCUUUAAGCAGUGACAAAAUAUAUAACAUGUUCACAUACCCUUUAAGAUGUCAGCCUAAAUUUUCUUCCUCAUCACGUUGAUAGAUAUCUGAGACACAUUCAGGAACACUGGUCUCCUCUUUUUAUGAAAAAUUGUUGCACUUUGAGGUGAAUGGUGUAAAUUGAUAACAGGAGCAGUUUACUACUCUGUGUUUGGGACUCUGAGCAUUAGAAGGCAUGGGAUACACCAACAUUUAUACAGUACUUCCAACAUAACACAACUUCCUGAGGCACUGCAUUGAACACUGACUAGUGCAACACGAUGCUGUGUCACAUAAGGUAUUGAGUAAGAAGCUCAAAAACAAAUGUUCAUAGAAGUUGGAUUAAGGAUCACCUCAACAGAAGAAACAAGGGCUUCAGCAGGGAAUUAAAAAAUGUUGUGCCUUGGAAGGUAAAGGCAUGGACACCAGUGUUUGACUGAUUGAACGUGGGAAUAAUUGAGCAACCAGCAGUGGAAGAGCGCAAAAAAUAGUGAGAUGGCAGUGUUGGGUGGAAGAUGAAGCCAUAGGAAAUGUGAAAACCAGUGUAGGAACUUUAACUUCAAGUAGUUAUUUUGACUUUGGAAGUCAAUGUAGGUCAACGGGCA
This is a messenger RNA of Amblyraja radiata (thorny skate), 1615 nucleotides long. RefSeq names its product pro-neuropeptide Y. The transcript is spliced from 4 exons. Gene Ontology annotation, biological process: neuropeptide signaling pathway; feeding behavior. Bases 256 to 552 code for a protein of 98 amino acids. The record is from RefSeq and is a predicted model, not a curated record. NCBI's taxonomy places the organism in Eukaryota, Metazoa, Chordata, Chondrichthyes, Rajiformes, Rajidae. Gene Ontology annotation, molecular function: neuropeptide hormone activity; neuropeptide Y receptor binding. Gene Ontology annotation, cellular component: extracellular region.